AUGCUUUUAUAUCGCCCAGGGCUAACAAACUCUCUGCCGUCUGGUCACUCUACCCCAGCUACUGCCGCUACCGCUACCGCUGCCGCUGCCCUGCCGCGGCUGCCCAUAUCCGGCCGUUAUUUCCAGCGCCGCCCACUGCCAUCAGCCGAGUUCCGGCGACAUAAAAUCAUUCCCGCUCCCGGUCCCGUUGCCUCACAUCCGACUCUCCCUCUUCCCGGAACUCACCCACCAUCCUCGGCUUUGACACCAGGGUCGGCCUCAACAUCCCCUGCAUCCAUCUCCCACCGUUUACCUUCAGCAUCAGCUUCAACGACAUCAAGGCAUCCUCAUGGCGAUUAUCUCCCUGACGCGGAUGACCAAGACGCGUCGACACCCGUGGAUGGAGAAGAACCUCCAAAGAAGAAGCAAAAGCGCAACAAACCAACUCUUUCAUGCCAUGAAUGUGUAGAGCGCAAGACCAAGUGUGACAGAGGUCGACCUCAUUGUCUUGCCUGUAUAAAACGACAGACUGAAUGCCGAUAUGCCCAUGUCGCAAACCUUCUCGAGGAGACCACCAGGUCAGCCGCCAAUGGUCGCCGUAUGACAAAACCCCCAAAGAAGAAGUCUGGUUCCAGUGGGAAGUCACCCAUUCCAAAUAUCGCAGAUAGGGGUAUGUCGAAUGAUCCCAGGGCAACCUCGCGUGGCGCUGUUGCUCUCUCCAUCGGCCUUCUGUCGAACGUCCCUUAUUCCUUGCCUUCUGCAAGUAAUGUUUUUGGUAUCGGGUCUGAGCACCCGUUUGCCAACUACUGGACCUGUGAAGGGGGCUUGCCCGAGGUUAUCUCGGUGCUUCCAGACAAGAUUCAAGCCGAUAUACUGCUUAGCCGAUACUUCGAAUGCGUUGACCCCGUGUAUCCCAUGAUACAUCGCCAGACAUUCUAUGCAGACUACGAACACUUCUGGCAAAUGAAUCAGCAAGAAAAGACCGAUACAGAUCCAUCCUUCAUUGCAUUAAUCUUUGUCAUGCUGGCCCUGGGAACUCAGUUUGUAACAUCGACUACAUCCCCGCAGGAGCGCAGGCAGACAGCAGAGUUCUAUGCUUCGGCUAGCAACCAAUCUCUCCGUAUCGCAUCAUAUCUUAGCAGUGCAUCGUUAAGGUCAAUUCAGGCUAUGGUAUUGCUAGUUUACUUCCUUAUAAACGACAACCAUGCUUCGGAUGGAUGGGCAUUUGCAGGUAUUCUAAUUCGGCAAGCUUAUGCUAUGGGUCUUCAUAGAGAUCCAAAUAUUGUGACUCCAAAUGCCACCCUGUUCGAGAAGCAGCAGCGUCGUAAGGUCUGGCAAGCGGUACUUCUGCAAGAUACUUUCUUGACCGUCUUACUCUCGCUGCCACCGUCUGCGACACAUACAGAUGUUUCCGUGGAAGACCUACUUGACGAUGGCUCCUCGAUUGCAAAUAGCGACCCAACAGAUACGGCAUAUAUUCGGGGCUCUUGGACUUUGGCCAACUUGGUUCAGGAGACGAUCUGCUCGCCAAGAUCAUUAGACCUACCAAUCUGCACUACGGCGAGGCAUAAGUCUAAGCUAAUUGCUGACUUCCGAGCUGUUUACCGCUCGUUCCCUGAUGUCUUCCGGUCUUGGGAUCCUGAUAGUAUCACGGCGCUUGCAAAAACCAAUAAGAGGGUAGUUCGUCAGACCCUGUUCUUGACGAGCAACUACUUCCAUAACUUGAUGCUUGUUCAUGCUUCCGAGAGCCCCGAUGUUCCUGUCAAUGUUCGUGGUACAUUGGAGGCAGCGCACGACGCCAUUACAGCUUUCUUCCUUCUUUUCGCCCUUCUUGAGAUAGAAGCACGUGUUUGGUGGGUGUUCAAUCACCGAGCUUUCUUGGAGGCGCUCUGUAUCGGGAAUGUCCUGAAGGAGGCUGCUCGAGAACCAGGUGGUGCAGAUAUGAUGGCAAGAGACCCUCUCCUUGUCAGGGCAAAAGCUGAUAUAACACGCAUGAUCCAGAUCAUGCAGGUUAUGGGCGAAGACUCUGAGGUAGCGAGGACCCGAGUGCAGGUUUUGAGUGACUUUCUGGUAUGA
Fusarium subglutinans is the source of this 2055-nucleotide messenger RNA. RefSeq names its product transcription activator acu-15. The record is from RefSeq and is a predicted model, not a curated record. NCBI's taxonomy places the organism in Eukaryota, Fungi, Ascomycota, Sordariomycetes, Hypocreales, Nectriaceae. Gene Ontology annotation, biological process: DNA-templated transcription; regulation of DNA-templated transcription. Bases 1 to 2055 code for a protein of 684 amino acids. Gene Ontology annotation, molecular function: DNA binding; zinc ion binding; DNA-binding transcription factor activity, RNA polymerase II-specific. Gene Ontology annotation, cellular component: nucleus. The transcript is spliced from 7 exons.